This is a messenger RNA of Chenopodium quinoa (quinoa), 2093 nucleotides long. RefSeq names its product F-box protein At5g03100-like. The record is from RefSeq and is a predicted model, not a curated record. Lineage: Eukaryota; Viridiplantae; Streptophyta; Magnoliopsida; Caryophyllales; Amaranthaceae. Bases 451 to 1554 code for a protein of 367 amino acids. Gene Ontology annotation, molecular function: protein binding. The transcript is spliced from 5 exons.
GAUUCAAUUGAAUUUGUCAGAAUAAUAACAUUCAACCCUUUCUCUCUCUCUUUUAAUUUUCUACGCACCCCCCAAGGCCCCAAUCCCCACCCCCACCCCCACCCCCACCCAAAUACAUUCAACCCUAUCUCCCCUUCCAGGCUUCCACCACCAUUAUCGACUAUGGAGUAUUCCUCUCUCAACACCAAAUCAUCCGCCCUCUAAUUUACACCCACUGAACAAAACAACCAAUCAACACAAUCACUGUUGUAAAUUUAAUUAUUGUAUCAAAUCAUCAUCAUUAUAUUGUAUUCAUACAAUUAUCUUGGUUUAUAUUCAUAUUUUCCGAGGAUUUUUCUACCUCCAAUAAAGGUUGUAAACAUAUUUGUUCGUUCUUCAUAGGCCCAGCGUGGUCGCCCCUCCUGCCCUGUGUCAGGGACGGGCUUGCUUAUUUCGUAGGUGCUCUCAAGAAUGGCUUGUGUAGAUCCUUCGAACAUGACUUGCAAUGCCAACAUGAAGAAAAUCUUACCUUUGGAAGACAUGGACAAUUUGGAAGGCGUGGAUCGAAUCAGUGAGUUGCCAGAAGAUAUCAUGCUGACCAUACUUUUUCGACUAGAGAUGAAAGAGGCAGCCAAAACUAGUAUCCUGUCAAAAAGAUGGAGGUGCAUUUGGACCAACUGGACUGAUUUUGACUUUGACUGUUUAGAGAUAUUCCCAGAAUGUAAGUAUAAUGAUGUUCCAAAGCGGAUUGAAGCAGUUAAAUAUAUUAAUUGGGUUAAUCAGGUAAUAAGGCUGCAUAGAGGCCAGUCUAUCAAUAAGUUUAGGGUCCAAUUUGGCUUUUAUGAAAGGCCGGUGCAUCAUAUUGACAGAUGGGUUAAACUUGCUUUGGCAAAGAAAGUGAAGAACCUGGAGCUGGAGAAACUGGAUUUGCCAUUGUAUGACUGUCCAUGUGAUACUUACACUCUGAAGCCUUCAUUGUUUGAAAGCGGCAUCAGUUUUCUUACUUGCUUGCGUUUGAUUGGUGUUGAUGUUAGUGGAGAGUUGCUUGAAUUUUUUUUGACAGAAUGCCACCAUUUAGAACAGCUUGUUGUAGACGGCUCUGACACACUUGUGAGCUUGAAGGUUGCGUCUUUCAAAUUGAAACAAUUGUCAAUACGCUAUUGUGAUUCAUUGAAUAAACUUGAAAUUGAUGCUGUGAAUCUUAGUUAUUUGGAUUAUGUUGGCAAGCCGAUUAUUGAGUUCAAAAGUUUGCCAUUAUCACUUGCUGAAGCAGCUUUUGAUGGAGAAUGUUGUCGUGCCACAACUCCAAUAUGUCAGCAAAUUGCUUGUUUUGCCAUGCAACUAUCCAAAUUUUCUGUUAGCUUCAUGAUGUAUUUACUACCGGGUGUCAUUUGUAAUAUUCCUGCUAAAAGUCUUCCAUGCUUCAGCAACUUGAAAUUUUUGGUGCUGACUUAUUGGCUUGAUUCGAUAGUUGACCUUCCUAGUAUCAUAAGAUUAUUAGGGGCAUGCCCGGUGUUGUGUGAAUUCAAGCUGCAGGUUUGUUGGAUUAGUGCAUGUAUGCCAGAGGAGGCUUGAGUGUUGCAGGGAUUGGAGCCCUUAUCAUUGAUGAACCCGCGAGAGGGCAAUAAUCGCAACAGUUAUAUUUAUGAUCAUAGUUUGGAAGAGGACAAGAUAGAAUACAAAGCUUUACCAUGUCUGAGGGUUUUCCAACUUGUUGGGUUUGUUGGAGGUGACGAUGAUUUGAAUUUGAUACUAACCAUAUUUGAUAUGGCCGUCCAACUCCAUAGCUUCAUAUGUCACCCUUUAAAGCCCUUAGUCGGGGUUAUUACAGAGGAUGCGGCUCAUGAAUCUAGAAGCCGUGCAACAAAGCUUCAAAGUUUUAUUCCACCCAAAGUGAACUAUGUUAUCACCAACACUUAUAAUGUUGUGGAUUUGAUGUAAAACCUUUGUGUUCUUGUAAACUUUUAAGUGUGUUAUUAAUUACUAGGGUUUCAACCCGUGCGGUGCAGUGGUGCAAGGGUUUUGUCUGUAUUUCAAGUUCGAUGUGAAAGAUAUUGAUUUUAAUUAUAAAUAAUAUGAUAUGUACAUAUUUCAAUGUGGCCUAUUACAAACAA